AUGGUAUAUUCCUGUCACCUGACCCCAGCCACAUUUUAUCAUGACAUGAUGGUCACAUCACUUGGAGGGUUUAACAGUACUAAUAGCAAUAUGAAAUUGAAUAUAACAUUUCUAAAAAUUGAGAAAAGGUCCUUUGGCAACCGUAUGUUGGGUGUGAUGAACUGGACGAUGCCCUUCUUUGUGGCGUGUUCCACCUUCGGUAGUCUAAAUGGAGGGAUCUUCGCCUCAUCUCGCCUCUUUUUUGUUGGUGCUCGUGAGGGCCAUCUACCUCAGGUUCUCUCCCUUAUCAACAUCAAUAAUUUCACGCCUGUACCUUCACUCGUCUUCCUGGGCUUCAUGACUGUAUUCAUGUUAAUCACAUCAGAUAUGCAUAUAUUGAUCAAUUACAUCUCAUUUAGCGAGUCCCUGUUUAUAUUAAUGUCCAUAGCAGCUCUCCUUUGGCUGCGGUAUAAGGAGCCCAAUCGUCACCGACCCAUUAAGGUACGCAUUAGUAUUCCUUAGUCUUUUACA
Molecule: messenger RNA, 510 nt
Organism: Penaeus vannamei (Pacific white shrimp)
Lineage: Eukaryota; Metazoa; Arthropoda; Malacostraca; Decapoda; Penaeidae
Source: RefSeq, a predicted model, not a curated record